AUGGCCGAAAAGACCGCCUCUGUCAACUCUGGGGGUGACAGCCCCGACCCCGAGCGUCGUCCCUCCCAGCUCCAAACGCCCUCUUCGCGAUGGGCGUCCUUGUUCGGUGGCAGCGGCACAACCGUUGGACCUCGAAUCGCCGACCUGCCAGACUUUGUCAAGCGCGAAGUCUCGGAUUCCGAAGAUUCUAGCUCUGCUAUCCUCAACAAGCAGCUGGCGGCCGAAGAAGGAGAGCAGAUCCAGUAUCGAACUUGCUCAUGGCAAAAGACUGCAGGUUUACUCUUUAGCGAGUACAUUUGCCUCGCUAUUAUGAGUUUCCCCUGGUCGUAUAGCGUUCUUGGUCUGGUUCCUGGACUGAUCUUGACCGUUGUCGUCGCAAUCAUCGUCCUUUAUACCAGUCUCGUGUUGUGGGAGUUUUGUUUGCGCCAUCCUGAGCUUCGCGAUGUCUGUGAUAUUGGACAGAUGCUAUUCUGGGGCAAGGAAUGGGCUUGGUGGGCCACUGCUGUCUGCUUCAUCCUCAACAACACCUUUAUCCAGGGUCUUCACGUUCUGGUUGGUGCCAAGUACCUUAACACUAUGACCGCCGCCGACGAUGUUGGUAGCUGCCGUACCGUCAUGUUCUCCGUCAUUGUUACCAUAAUCUGCUGGAUUGGAUCAUUGCCGAGAACCUUUGACAUGAUGGCUAAGCUGGGUACUGCUUCGGCCUUCUUCACCUUCAUCUCUGUCCUGCUCGCCGCCAUCUUUGCUGCCAUCCAGACUCACCCUGCUGGAUAUGACUUGGCCAAGCUGGGCGAGCCCAUCGUCACUGCUGUUCCCGUCAAGGGCACAACCUUUGUCAACGGAAUGUCGGCCUUCCUCAACAUCAGCUACACCUUUAUCGGUCAGAUUACUCUGCCCAGCUUCAUUGCUGAGAUGCGAGAUCCAAGGGACUUCCCCAAGGCGCUCUGGGCCUGCACAAUCGCCGAGAUCAUUGUCUUCAGCAUCGUCGGAGCCAUUGUGUAUGCUUACACUGGCAACCAAUACGUGACAGCGCCCGCCUUUGGCUCGCUCGAGCCCGUGUACAAGAAGGCGGCCUUUUCGUUCAUGAUCCCCACCAUCAUCUUCCUGGGCUGCCUGUACGCCUCGGUGUCGGCUCGAUUCGUCUUUUUCCGUCUCUUCCGCAACUCCAAGCACAUGAACAGCCACACCGUCGUUGGUUGGGGAUCCUGGGCUGGAAUUCUGCUGGCGACGUGGAUUCUGGCCUUUAUCAUCGCCAUGGUCAUUCCCUUCUUCAACUCCCUGCUCUCCGUCAUGUCGUCCCUGUUCGACAGUUGGUUCGGCUUCAUCUUCUGGGGUGUCGCCUACUUCCGUAUGCGCGGCGCCGACAAGAAGGUGGGACGGCAUCACAGCUUCAUCACCGACUUGACGGGCAACGUCGUCAACAUCAUCUUGAUCGCCAUCGGCAUCGCGUUCCUGACAGUCGGCACGUACGCCAGUGUACAGGGCAUUAUUGACCAGUUCGAGGCUGGUACCGUAUCGGGUGUCUUCUCAUGCGCGACAAAUGGAAUCUAG
Molecule: messenger RNA, 1551 nt
Organism: Fusarium keratoplasticum
Lineage: Eukaryota; Fungi; Ascomycota; Sordariomycetes; Hypocreales; Nectriaceae
Exons: 3
Coding region: 1-1551 (516 amino acids)
Biological process (GO): amino acid transmembrane transport
Cellular component (GO): vacuolar membrane
Molecular function (GO): amino acid transmembrane transporter activity
Source: RefSeq, a predicted model, not a curated record